UUUUAAUUGCCAUAGUCUGACAAGUUCAAAAUGGCUACAGUUGUAUUAGAUGACACAAGACGUAAAUAUUUCUUUUGUUGACACUGUGCAGUGCAUGGAUGGGAGUGGUGAAGAGGAACAUCAAGAAGGAGAUGAAAGAUCAAUCCAAAUCUGGUUCGUCAGGCUAAGUGUUUGAAAGUCGUUUCAAAUAUGAAUACAAAUCAUGUGUGACAGAUGUAAGUGACUUAACCAUUUAUGCUUUCGUGCCAAGUUCAGAGACUGUAGCGGAAAUUAAACACAGAUAUUUGUAUUACGUGGAAUGUGUGAUGCACGUGCCGGUAUUUCGUAAAUCGGAAGCCCAAAAUAUUCCAGAAUGGGUACGAGAAUUUAAUAUUUCAGAACGCAGUGACAUUUGACAUAACCAGUAUCCAUCAUGCAUCCAAUCAGGCGCCGUAAAAAAAGGCCAAACUACGGAGUGCGAACGGUAGAAGUAUGCAGAGGAAAAAAUGGAUUUGGAUUUACGAUAUCGGGCCAACAACCAUGUAUUCUCAGCUGCAUAGUCACCGGUAGCCCAGCGGAGAAGGCCGGCCUAAGACCAGGCGAUUAUUUGGUUGCUGUCAACGGUCAGAAUGUAAGCAAGGUUCCACACGACGACGUAGUUCGCCUUAUUGGUGGCUCUUCUGGAAUCUUAAAACUCCAGAUUGCGGAGAAUUAUUAUUCUGACAGCUCGGAUGAAGAUGUCAUUGCACCAGCGAGACCGAAACCCAAAUAUCCGCACAAACCACGUAGUGGUGGUCAACAUCAUCGACCUGUUGCGAUACCUCAGCAGAAUCGUGCAGCCAAAGUUGUUAGAGAUCUACGGACAGGAGCAAUGUUUGAAGAACAUCAACAAUUGGAGGUUGCCGCCAUCCCUUCUAGUGCACUUAUCCGCCCAGUGAGUAAACCUAGUAUUCCUCCACUUCAGCGUUGGGAACCACCUGUCCCAUUCCCAGUACCACCUCCACGUUUAUAUCCUCAUCCACAAGUUGAAAAACCUAGAGAAACGGAGAGAGUCGAGUAUCAGGCUCUUGUCGGGUACCUGGGCACAAUUGAAAUGCCUAAAGAACUCCAGCCUGGAUCCAGACUCCAGGUAGUACGUGGUUGUAUUAGACGACUUCGUGCUGAAAAGCGAGCUCACACGUUAGUGUUGAUGAGUGUGCAUUCUCAUAGUCUUACCCUGAAAAACUGUCAUCAAGCAAUAAUUGCUGAGUAUCCAGCAGAACGUGUUACAUUCUGUGGCUCCAGUUCAGAUGAUGAACAUCGUUUCUUUGGACUUGUUACAGCUGCAAUUAGAUGUGUGGAUGAUGAAAAUGACAGUGGAGAGACAAUAGCAUCUAGUUCCUGCCAUGUUUUUGCCAUAGAGCUAAGACUCCAUGGCGCACAUUCCGUCCAUGCUGCAAAGGCUGAAGCCUUUAAGCUCAAUUGUAAGACUGACCCAGCAACAGGAUUGUGCAGUGAAUUUCCAUCCUCCUCAGACCCUGUAAUUGCUGCUAUAAAGGUUCUGUACAGUAACAGGUAUGAAAGAGGUAAUGUUGAAAAUGAAGAACCACUGUUAGCAAAUUCACCCCAGCCAAGCAAUGCCAGCAGCACUAACACAACAACAUCAAGUAACAGUGAUUCUGGUAUUGGUUUUAGAGAUGAUUGUGGUAAUCAGUCUGAUCGCAUACUCAUGGUUGAUGUGCAGAAUCAACGAUUACAUAUUCAGCAGGUUGGUGAGGUCCAGGUUCCCAAACCACGUGUUUAUGCGCUAGCAGGAAGAGUCAAAGACAGUGCUAAUGCGAGGUUGACUGUGCGUGCAAUGCCAGAUCCUGCUAUGAACAGUGGAGGUGCAAUGGUAGCAAGUAGUCGUAGCCGAUCACCACUUAGCAGUAGUUCUUGUGAUGAUGGUAGUCGUAGAGUAUUUGCAGAACGUGUGCCAAACAUUCCAGCUUACAGUUUUCCUGUUGCAAGAUCAAAUGAUGACAUGAGUGUCAGCAGUGGAACAAACAGGAGUCAAGACCACUUGGCUUUACCAUAUAAGCCUGAACCUUAUGAAACAGUGAGGGACUUUCACCCACAUUUUUCAGAUAAGUUAGAUCCUGAGUGUUACUCUGUGCCUGGUUUCAGUGGUUUAUGUGGAAAAGGUGUAAGAUCAACUGAAGCUAUGAGUAUAAGUAGUGCACAAAGUCAGGAUCCUCUCCUGUCAUAUAAACUAAGCCCAAAAGUAUUUGGACUUCCUAGGCCUGUUACACACAGCCUUGAAGACCUGAAAGUUCCAGACCCAGCAGGGUUAGAGGACAGUGCAAGUGGGGUAGCUAUACUUUCACCCAAUAGCCAAAGAGGGCAGCAAUGGGGCAGUCUGCAGGAACUUCGGAGCUUUGUUGCUAAUUGUUUUGAAGCUUCACCAGUCCCAGAACACUUGCAUUCUGAUCAAGAAUCGACAAGCUUGGAACAAGAAGAGCCUGAGAAAGGUGUUGCAAGUUGGGCAACAGCAUUUGAGAAACUGUUGGAGGAUCCAGCAGGUCUUCAUACUUUUGCUGAAUUCUUGAAGAAGGAAUUUAGCCAUGAAAAUAUUUACUUCUGGGUGGCAUGUGAAAGGUACCGUGAACUGAAAGAUGAAUCGGAGAGAAAACGAGCAGCAAAGGAGAUAUUUGAGCGGCAUCUGUGUCUUGGAGCCUUAGAACCUGUAAAUGUGGAUUCUCAUGCACGGCAAGUUACUCAAGAUGGGCUGGAACAAGCUCCAGAGACUUUGUUUGUUCAGGCCCAGAAGCAAAUUUUUGACCUUAUGAAAUUUGACAGCUACCCACGUUUCAUCAAGUCUGAGCUUUAUAAGGAGUGUUUGUUGAGACAGCUCUCAGGACAAGAGCUGCCGUACACUGGUGGUGAAGACCUAGAUUCAGGUUUACAGCUGAAGCCCAAAGCAGAGGGUGAUGGUUCACCAAGCGGAACACGCACCAAGUUGAAGAAGAGCCGCAGUGAUGCAGAAGAUCGGCGGCGUAAAUCAUUGUUGCCAUGGCAUCGCAAGAAUCGUUCAAAAUCGAAAGACCGAGGAGAAUCUGAAUACAACAAGAUGAGAAUGAUAAAUCAGCAGAGGGAGACAGAAGAUGCAGUUUCUGUGCGAAGUGAUGUUACGAGCAGUAGAUCAUCCCUAGCUUCAUGGGAUCUUGCACUUAGAGGCUCAUUUAGCAGACAGUCUGUAACAUCAGGAGAACUAGGAGAGCGUGAAACAUGUACUUUAUGUCGUGUGAUUCUCGCUGAUGGAGCAACAACAGUUGUCCAGACAAGAAAGCAUGAAAAUGUGAAAGACAUGGUUAAGAGGCUCUUGGAUAAAAGAGGCCUUCAUUACUCGUCGUUUGAGGUGUAUGUUGGAAAUUCAACGAAGCCUGUACCAUUGGAUGAAGAAUCAUCUGUUCUUGGUGGAAAAGAAGUCCAAGUGGAGCAGAAAGUUUCAUUUCGACUCGAUCUACCCAACAGAAAAACAGUGGGUGUGAAAGCAAAAUCUUCAAAAUCUCUUGGUGAAGUUCUAAGGCCAAUUCUACAUAAAUAUGGCUACAAUGUGGAACUUGUUACACUCUGUCUUAUGAGUGAAAAUGAAGUACUAGAAUUAAAUUUACCAGUAUUAGCAGUUGACAACCAACGUCUGCAAGUUCUGACAAGAAGUGCCGAAGUGUGGAAGAAUGAUGCAGUCCACAAAACAAAAUCAGGUCCAACAUUGGAUGAAAUAACGAACAGGGUUUUUGAGGAGUUGCUGCAAGGGAAAGCUGAGGGCAGGACAACACCUGAUCAGGGAUCUGUUAGGUCAGAAGAUUGGGGUUCUGAACAUUCAUCAGGAAUAUUUGGCCGCUUCUUAAGAAGAGAUUCAGGAUUAUUGGAGAAAUCUAGGGAUGCACGUGGGAAAAGCAAGAAGAGUGGCAUGAACAAGCAGGAAGAGCCUGAGAGUAAAUCAUCAGUUGUCACUCGUGCGCCUCUUAUUGCAAAGUGGAAAGUUGGUGUCAAGUUGCAGGGCCGAUCUGAAAGUGAUGAGUUGUAUGAAGGUUUGAAGAGAGCACAGAGAAGUCGGCUAGAAGAUCAAAGAGGAACAGAAAUAAACUUCGAGCUUCCUGACUUUCUGAAAGAUAAGGAAAAUGCCCCACAGACUGGGAAGAAACUUCGAAAAUUUAGGCGGAGUGAGGACCCAAGCCAAACAAAAUUUUAUGAUUCUACAGAAGUGCCGACAGCACAGGCAGUUGGGAGUAGCCAUGAAAGUUUGCUGCUUGAACCAAACACUAAAAACCCCCUGAACAUUGAUAAAGAGUCAAGCACAGGCUUGGUUCCACACUUCUUAGACAGCAGUUUUAGUGCUGACAGUGUUGUUCCCAGCCCUAGGCAGGCAGAAGAAUACUUUUUAGGUCGAUCUGCUGGAAUUAUGGAGUUCAGUGGGUGCAAAUUGACAAGAAGUGAGAAAAUUGGUGUCAGUGGAACUGAUAAGAACAGUGAGGCAGUAAACAGAAACUCUUCACCCGAUAACACACUGGUGGAAGCAGAUCUUGGAGAUGUGACUCUUACAUGUGAUUCAACAGAUGAGAACAGUAAUACUGCAUCUGUAACAACACGUUCACGGCAAUUAAGUGAUCCACCACCUUUGCCUCCAAAACCUAAGCAUUUACCUUCAAAAGCUUCUUUAUGGGGAGUAAGCAAUAUCCCUCCAUUUCGAGCAUCAACAGAUGCUCCAAAUCCAUGUGCAAGGCUUGUUCGUCCUAAUGAUGUAAAAAGAGAUGCUAAAAUAUGUCGAAGUCGAAGGGCAGUAUAUCUUGAUCAACCAAGCAGCAGCUUUGUGUGAUAUUUGUAAAUAUGUAUUCAUAGUAUAUAAAAUAUGAAAUGUAUGGUGCAGAAGAAAGUUCUGUUUCAUUUAAUUUUCAAAUGAAUGUUUAUACCUUCAAGUACAAACUUCAACCAAACUUUACACAACUGGGCAAGAUUUUGUAAUUGUAUUGCAAAUGGCUAUUGUCAUCAAUUAAUCCUUUCCUCUUCCCUCUAUACUGGGAACCUUAUAAUAUUACAUUCACAUUUCAGGGAUUACAUCAUUUAAUCACCUUAAAAAUCAAGUCACAAAUGACUGAAAGUGCACAUUGAAAAGAGGUAGAUUAUACUGUAGUGUCGAAAUUAACACUACUACCUUUUAAAUGUUGUUCCCCCUGAUUUGGUCUUUAGGAACAUUCUGUCCAAUAUGCUCUGUUACUGUGCAUACUUCAGUUUCCAUUAGUAUUGCAAACCUGAAGAGUGGAAAGGAAACAUUUCUGUGCAAUACAGAUGUUAAAACCAAGGAAAAUAUUAAUAAAUAAUUUUAUAAUGCGGCUUCAGAAUUCAAUUGAUAUUAAAGUUUAAAUAUAAUGUAAAAUUGCCAUUUAUAUAGUUUUUUGUGUUUUGAAAUGUACAGUUUGUCAAAUGUUUGAGUUUUUGUUCUGUAUAGCAGCAGUAGUUACUGCUUUUUAGUAAAGUAGAGCCUUUAACUAAUUCCAUUACUGUUGUUAAAUUUUCUGUUGUACCAGAGUUUAUUGUUAAUUUUCUAUAUCUUGUUAUUCAUGUGAGGUGUAUAAUGGACACACAUUAACUUCUCAGACAAUCAUUCUGUUAUAUCUUUUCAUGUGAUAACUGAAGCUUCCUGUACAUUUUUUAUUACUAUUAUUUACAUUCCGGUGGUUCAGUAUUCAAGAAAUCUAUGUAAGUGACAGUAUUUUAUGAUAGUUAUUUUGGGUAAUGUGGUAACUAAAUAAUUCUAACUGUUGUUGCUGAGUUUUUUGCUGUUUGUAGGUUAUUGACAGCUUUCUGUUCAGAUACAGUAUUGAAAGUGAGUGUUAUUAGGUGUGUGUGUGUGUGUGUGUGUGUGUGUGUGUGUGUGUGUUUUUGGAAAUGUGUUAAAUGUUAUACUGAAAUUUCAACAUUAUGUACAGACUGUAAAUUUUCAUCUUGCAUAUUUAUGCAAAGAACAUUUCUCAUUUUUAUGUAUUUUUAAAAUAAUCAUCAACCAUUUUCUUCAUA
Messenger RNA from Schistocerca serialis cubense, 6015 nucleotides. It is a transcript of the gene loco, whose product is annotated as regulator of G-protein signaling loco. Lineage: Eukaryota; Metazoa; Arthropoda; Insecta; Orthoptera; Acrididae. Gene Ontology annotation, molecular function: GTPase activator activity; protein binding. Gene Ontology annotation, biological process: signal transduction. The transcript has 13 exons. The coding region runs from base 413 to 4816 and encodes 1467 amino acids. The record is from RefSeq and is a predicted model, not a curated record.